AUGGUUGGAGUCAUUUUUGAGGGUAAAAUAGGAAAAUAUAGAGAGGGAGAAAUGUUGAGAAGGGAAAAGAGGGGAGGGGGUAGUUUGAUGGUUCAUGCGCGAGGAGAUUCACCCACGUGAGCCCGUGAAUCCGUCUAGCUCGAGAAGUGGACUUCCUGCUGGUUUCAGUGUCGUGCGCGAAUUCGUACGCGACGCUUGCCACUUUGGACGAGCUACAUUUUCUUCAUGAUUACUCCACACGUUGAUGUCUUCGAGUAAUAAAAAAAAAUAAAUAAAUAAAUCCAAAAUCUUACCUGAAACAGAAAAAGAAAAAUUAUUAAUACAAAUUUAAAAAUUUUUUUUUUUUUUUUAUAAUUUUAAUUCAAUAAAUAAUUAUUUUAGAAAUGUUUUUUUCAUAAUGAUUAAAUUGAUUGACGUGUGGUUAAAAAAUUUCAGUGCAAAAGCAAAAGGAAGAGUGAAAGACAAGAGAUGAUGUAGAAAAAAAAAAUGUGCAAUUCAAAGUUAAUUUCUAAUUUAAAAAGAAAUUUGAACAAAAGAAAUAUUAUUAGAAAACCCUUGGGGUAUUUUUGAGUUUCGAUUUUAUAAGGUGAAAUUCACGCAAGGAACUUUUGUAACAAAGUUGAAAACUGGCUAUAAUAGAGACGAAAAGUUAAAAAAAAAAAGAACUGUAUCCCGUGGCGAAUAAUAUUAAGAAAGGAAUAUUGAAUCUCAAGGCCAAUAAUAAACUUUCGUGUUUUUAUUAAAAAUGUCAAGUUUCAAUUUAAUAAAACUUGUGAGCCAAGCUUUAAUGAGGAUUUUCAGCUUGAAUUUAAUGAAAAUUGUCAAUUUGAAUUCUGUGAAAAUUCCAAUUUUGAAUGCAGUGUACGUUUCAAAAUUAAAUUGUAUAAUGAGGAUAUCAAAUUUCUCGCGAAUGUAAAUAACAAAUUAGAAUUUAAUGAAAAUGAACAUUUUGCGCGAAACACGUGCAAACAUUGUAAAGUAGAGUGAAAAAAAAAAUACUCUUCCAUAGAGUGAAAGAGCGAUUGUAAUUACAGUUUAUAUAAAAAAAAAAAGAAAAUGACAAAACGAGUAUUUAGAAAAAACUGAAAUGUCGCGAAAAACUGAUUAACGUGAGAAAUUUAUUUUUUUUUUCCUUGAGCCAAUAAACCACUGGGAAAUACUAAUGACUUGGAGGUUUAAUUAAAAGGAUAAAAUAUGGAUACGUCGCCAACCCUCGCCUUAGGAGGAUCGAGACCUAGAACAGCAUUGUUGGCAACGACUGGUUCCGGAAGCGGAAGUACCGAUAGGAGAGUGGUGUUUUUGGCUAGCCAGCCCGCCGUUGGUGCAAGUCAUGAGACAAGAACAUGGCCUCACCACUGGUCUCCGAACACGACCGGAAAUGAUUUCAAGGGAACGGGAGAAUCACCACAGACAGAACAUAAGCU
Molecule: messenger RNA, 1424 nt
Organism: Leptopilina boulardi
Lineage: Eukaryota; Metazoa; Arthropoda; Insecta; Hymenoptera; Figitidae
Biological process (GO): cardiac muscle tissue development; heart contraction
Cellular component (GO): sarcolemma; sarcoglycan complex
Source: RefSeq, a predicted model, not a curated record